Messenger RNA from Megachile rotundata (alfalfa leafcutting bee), 3671 nucleotides. RefSeq lists its product as uncharacterized. The record is from RefSeq and is a predicted model, not a curated record. NCBI's taxonomy places the organism in Eukaryota, Metazoa, Arthropoda, Insecta, Hymenoptera, Megachilidae. Gene Ontology annotation, biological process: regulation of transcription by RNA polymerase II. Gene Ontology annotation, molecular function: RNA polymerase II cis-regulatory region sequence-specific DNA binding; DNA-binding transcription factor activity, RNA polymerase II-specific.
AUAAUAAUAGUAAUAAUUAGUAAAUCAAAGAAUCGCCGAAAUAGAAUGUGAGAAUCUGUAGAGGGUCGAAUGCGAGGGUAAACCCGAAAGAGUAAAAGGGGCGCUGUGACGAUUUCAAGAGGAAAUCGGCUUAAUAGCAGCCAUGGCGCUAAUGGAUCUAAUUACGCGUUCGCGCGUUAUGAAAAACAGACGACCACUGGUCGACAUCGAUCUGUCGAUGUAUCGGAUUCAUCGCGAGAUAAUUAUAUCUUUUACGCAAACGAUCGGUUACGUUUUUGGGAAUGAACGAGGAAAUCCCUGCACGAGUCAGGCAUAUGGAUAUUUAAUAUCUUACUUUCAAGAUAACCAUUGAUGACACAGUGGUGUCAAUAAGUCAAGGACACAUAUGAAAACUUAACAAUUCUUCAAUUUUCAUAUUUUCUAUUAUCCUGAAAUUUCAUUAACUCCCAAUGUUGAUAUUUCCAAAUGUCUCCAUCUCCCCAUCCCUAGAUCCUCGAAUGUCUACUUAGUAAAAACCGCAGAUUUUCAAAUCUCAAGACCCCCAAAUUCAACCUAGACCCUUAAAUCCAAGGUAACGAUCGAAAGAAAAGCACAAAUGCAAGACAUAAAUCAUUCGAACAAAAGACAUUGAGCUUCACGAACACAAGGUCAAGACAUUGCAUCGCGCUCUCUUAGCUGCAGCGUGUAUUCCUGACUCCUUGAAUUGAAUGCAAAAUAUGUACACGGUAUCUAAGGUCAGUCUUGCUCGACACGGAUAAACGUACUACAAGCGAUUCAGUCGCUAGUGCCACUGACUUCCAAGUAUUUUAUCGGUGUUGCUUCUUUUCCUUGCUCUAGGUCAAAGUCAUCGUGCUAUACCGAUACGUGUAAAACGCUUCGAGUCAAUACGAAGCUCAGAGGUGUCUCUUUUAACCCUUUGUCUGUCGGUGAUUAAUCAAACUAAAUUGCCAUUCGGUAUUAGACAUACAGUGUUAAAGUAUUUCCUAAAUUACUUAAAAUAAUCAUUGUUUACAAGAUAUUGAGUCACGAGUGCAUAUAGGCAGGCGUAGAUAGCGUUGAAAUGAUCGGCAAAGAACUACAUCGAUUUCUUAUAGAAAAACAACGAGAACAUAACGAAGAAAAAACAUGAAGGAAGCGUGCUGUAUAAGAGCUGGGCCGACACGCGAAUUUGGUACAGGGGAAAAAAGCAAGAAUUCAUGGGUAUCGGUCGUCGGGGGGCCACGUGCUCCAACGUUCGCCAAAUGCGAUCUGGACCCUCGAGGAAGGAGGAUCCUCGUUAUAAUACUUACGAUGGUACUUAGGACUUUCAGUUUCCGGGUAUUAACCAGAACAAAUUUCUUCACGAAUUAACAACAUUCGAAGGAAUUGCUUAAAAUACAGGUAUUGCAAAUAGCAUCGCCAAAAUGAGAAAUCGAGAUGAUUUCGACAAAAGGGAUGUAGCUCCGUUUUUCAGUUCCCACGACUGUCAAAAAGGAUCUGAAACUAUGAAUCUCGUGGCAAGUACGCGACUGUCUUCGUCUCGCUAAAAUCUCGCGAUAGACAGAUUAUCUGCGAAAGGAUUAGGUGAUAAUCGAGUUGUUAACCGUCCAAUUAGCCAGGAAGCCGUUUUGCUGGCGCGUCUGCCGGUGUUCUGGGAUCGGCCGCCUCGAUCCCUGGGGAGAUGCCCGGUGACGGCACCGGGUGGCACAGCCUCGAUUAUCUCGAGCCGUGUGCCUUGUCACACGAGACUGUCCGCGUCUUUUCUGGAUCGAGAUCAUCCAGUCGCUGCAGUCUGCACGCGUUCCUCGAUCGCGAAGCUACCGAGAGGGUUCGAGAGGGUGAAUCCACGCGCUUUCUUUCCGAGGACCCUUCGUUACCUCUCGAGGAAAUAACAACGAACAAAUUAAUUAUCGCUAGCAACGAAUCACUAUUAUCGCCUAUAUGAUCAAUUAUUAUUGUUGUUUUCGCCGAUUAUUUUUGACAAAGGAAAAUUUAUGUUUUGUUUUCGAAAAACGGAUAAAAAUUUAUAAACUUGGUGGUAGUUUCUUUGGAUUGAUUCUUGUUACGAUGUGCCGAUUGAAAGAACUGUGAGACUCUUUGUGGUACUUUCGGGAAAAAGACGCCGAUUUGCUUGUCGCGUGGUGUCGGAACCUUGCAACGCCGGCAAUCGGAAGUGAUAAUGCGCGGAGGAAGUCAAGACAGUGACUAAUGGCGGAGUAAUUGCAUAUGUAUCACAAUUGAAAUAAAAGGAGACAGACGAAAGAAAGUAAUAAAAAAGGGAUAAUUGUAGUGUCCUGUUCGUUUUGCGAGAACUGAAAUUUUCUAUAUUAAAUCGCUGCAAAAUGAUUGAAGAUGCUGCGAUGUACGACAUAUAGAGCGUUCGAGGCACAUGAUUUAUUGUUUCGCAUCGUCGCAACCAGAGAUUAAUCCAAGACGAACAACCUGGUGCUCCAUGACGGACGAGCUGUUGUUCUCUGCUUUGGGUUUGACGACGGACACUAGUGUCGAGAGGCAACUGUUCGCAAGCUCCAACACCCUUAGCUGCGACUACGAACCAUCAUCUUGCAGGACCAGCCCUGACAGUGACUAUUCGGAGACUAUCGAUAAUCGUUCGAAUAAUUUUCAUAAUUCUAUACAGUGUUACACGGACUUGACUUGUCCAGCGAAAACCUCUUGGAGCGAAUGGUCAGACAAUACCUCUACGUCUUUGUCAGGCUGUUUAAGCGAACUGAGCGAAUUGGACUCCGAACUGGAAUGGUGUUUAGACAAAAGUUGGAAUUCUGGUCUUCCAGAAAGGACACCGUUAUGCACCGCAGGAUGCGAAGGUUUCUUACACCUGCCAUUACCAAAUCCUCAACAAGCUUUUCAAAACGAAGAACCAUUAUGGGUGCUUGGCAUCGAUUUAAGAGCACUUGAUGAUACCAUGGAAACGAGUGGAAUUGAUUACAAUAACAACCAGGUAGAGGAGAACCUCAUCUCGACAGCAGCUGCCGCAGCACUAGCAACUCAUGAUUAUACUAAUCGUAGUUUAGCGAAUGCAGCAGAAGAUAGAUGCUUUCCCUGCACUUAUCAAGGAUGCGUAAAGGUGUACGCAAAAGCGUCCCACCUAAAAGCUCAUCUUCGUCGACACACGGGCGAGAAACCAUUCGCCUGCACGUGGUCCGGAUGCGGUUGGCGUUUCAGUCGGUCAGACGAAUUAGCGAGGCAUCGACGUUCUCAUUCGGGAAUUAAACCGUAUCCUUGCGAGAUGUGUUCGAAGAGAUUCGCGCGCAGUGACCACUUGGCCAAACAUCGGAAAGUGCACAGAAAAAACGCGUAUCCAUUGUUCCACGCAGGUAGAGGUUUACGAGGCGGAAAAAUGAACGUGGUACCAACGGAAAUUUAGUCAAUUGUUAUGGAAUAAUGUGAUUUUCGACCACAGCGUCUCGAACGAAUUUUCUUUGCAUUUCUCCAUUCCUUCCUUUCUUAAUGUACUUAAUUGAUACGUCACCGACAACCUCGAUUCAUCAAUGACGAAACUAAAAUCGUUCUUUCAAUGGUUUUUUUGAUGCUGGUGUAAAAUGUAAUGAAAAUAAACGAACAAUUGUUGCACGAGCUCGACAGAAGGAAUUAAACAAUGUUAAGAUAAAGUAGCUUAUCUUUAAGACAGUGAUGACAAACUUUAAGUGAAAAUAAACAUGACGUUGAAAAUA